AUUUAGCAGACAGUAUGAGUUCGGGUAGGAUCCUUCGUCUCAAUCCUCUCGGCAUUUUAGUAGUUGCUGCCAUAUCGGGAUGUAUAUUACUCUAUUUUGUCCAUGGGUGGUUUACACCAAAAAUGAGCAUGAAAGAAGUGCUUGCUGCAAGUAUCACUUUAGCCAAACGCGGGGGCCAACGUGUCAAAGAAAUACGUGAGACGAACCGAUUAAAGGAACAAGAGAAGGGCAAGACGAAGGAAGGUGCCGCAGAAAUGCUGACGGAGGGUGAUAUGCAGUCACAUAUCCAGAUUAUGUAUGGCCUCGCCAAAACGUUCCCAGGACUGAAAGUCAUAUCAGAAGAACAUGAAAAGCAAACAGCAGACACUAGCAAGAUUACAAGGGCGGAAAUUGAUGAUCCAGAAGUUGCAUUAUUGUCAGAUCAGUAUGUAAAUCUGAAAGAUGUGGCUGUGUGGAUUGAUCCUCUUGACGCUACUCAAGAAUAUACAGAGGAUCUCACUCAGUAUGUGACAGUGAUGGUGUGUGUGGUAGUGGGAGGACAGCCAGUUAUGGGAGUCAUACACAAACCAUUUUUACAAGAAACAGUGUGGGCUUGGGUAGGACACGGUCACUCAAAGAACAUCAGAGUGGAGGAUGACAAGGAAAAAGAGACCACGUCUAUCAUAGUGUCCAGGUCCCAUGCUGGAGAUGUAGAAGCUGCAGCCAAAGAAACUAUAGGACAGAACAUCAAAGUUAUCCCAGCAGGAGGUGCAGGUUAUAAAACAGUUGAGGUGAUCAAAGGCAAUGCUGAUGCUUAUGUCCACAAGACUUUAAUCAAGAAGUGGGAUAUUUGUGCUGGUAAUGCUAUAAUCAAAGAGUUGGGAGGAAGAAUGACAGAUCUGUUUGGUCAUGACAUAGACUAUUCCCCUGAGAAGAAUGUAAAGAAUGAGGGAGGACUGUUAGCAACUACCAGGGACCACGACGGAUACUUGAAAAAACUGGAAUCUAUGGCAAAAAGCUUAAAACAGUGAAGUUUAUGUGCUUCAGACUUUUUUUUUGUUUUGAUAAAGCAUUUUUAUCAUUUAGACAUAUAUUCCUGUGUUCUGGUAAUUUAUUUUCAUUUUUGUUUCACAUAAUGUUUUACUCCUGUGACCCAGUUUUAAAGGGGCACCUCAUUGCAACGCACUUAUUUCUAGGCAUUCCAGUUUGUAUUUUGAAGGCAUGGGGUACACUGCAGCUUUAUAAUUAAGAGGUGGGCUUGUUCUUUUAUAGUGCAGAAAUUAAAGUCGUCUGCCUGGUGUUUGAAGUUGUAGGAAUAAUUGAAUUUACUCAGUUAUAUACUCAAUUAUUUUACAACACUGAUUGUCAGCACAUUUUAAGAUAUGACCAGAUUUCUAAGUUCUUUAUUUAAUAAGCAAUAUAUUACUACCAUAUUAAAGUAGUAAUGAGCUCUAGUCAUAUAGUUAAAGUAACUUUUUGUAUGUUGGUAUGUUUUAAUCUCUUAAGGGUGCUGUAUAGUCUGUCUUCCAGUCAUUUGUCCUGGCCCAAUUUCAUUAAAAUAACUUACAUCAGUUCCCUGGCCGAGUUAACUAGGAUGUCCAUGUGAGUACUAAUAGUAAACACUGUUACCCUUAGGGUAAGAUGUGACCAUGUAACAAAGUUGAUAACAAAGAUGUUAGCCACUGGAACUUUUUUAAUGAAACUGGAGCCUGUAUUUCAUGCAGCAGAUCUUGGUAAACUACUGUGAUAUAUAGUGUACAUACUCAUAUUUUGAGUGGCGCAUUUAUCACCAAGAUGACUUUUAUACAGAGUGAUCAUGAAUUAAUCAUGGACAAACUGACCUAAUAUGCAACUUUAAAAAAGAAUGCUAAUCUUGAAAUGUGAACUUGCAGUAUAUAUUAUUUAUUGUUGAAUGAUGGCACAUAGCAUUUCCAUUAGAAGACAAGUGCUACAUAGAUGCAAUCUCAAAUAUUUUUGUGGAUACUGAAACAGGAAAUUUCCUUUUCCUGAAUUUGAAAAGUCAGUAUUGCAACAAAGGAAUGUAAUGAGAUGUCAGGUAAUAUGAAUGUGGGCAGAUAUUAAAUUAUUGAGAUAUUUCAGUCGAGUUGCAAUAUAAUGGUAUCAAAAUGCAGUGUAAAGUGGUUGAGUUCCCAGAUCUGUUGUACCAUACUUUGUUACUCUACAUAUAAGGGCAAAAGGGGUAUUUUUUUCAUCUAUUUUUGGUUUAAAAAUAACAUUCUUACAUGCUGGGGAUUGUUUAAUAGGGUAAAACUCUUUAAAUGGCUUUAUAUAUUAUUGUAAAUGUAAGGAAGGAUUUUUGUGGUAUUGUUACUUAAUGAUUGGCUGUCUUCGUGUUUGAGACGUUGGUCCAAGUGGAUUUUGGGGGAUUCAGUGGUAAUAUAUGUAUAUACAUAUGAAUAAAGAAUGAUUUUUUCUCAA
Molecule: messenger RNA, 2418 nt
Organism: Lingula anatina
Lineage: Eukaryota; Metazoa; Brachiopoda; Lingulata; Lingulida; Lingulidae
Product: inositol monophosphatase 3
Biological process (GO): phosphatidylinositol phosphate biosynthetic process
Cellular component (GO): endomembrane system
Molecular function (GO): 3'-nucleotidase activity
Source: RefSeq, a predicted model, not a curated record